GGUUACUUUCCGUGCGCCCCGAAAGCUCCGUCAGUCGCUUUUGACAUCAAUAUGUUGGAGCUCAUGGCAGCAUUGUUCUUACGGGUGGCGCCGAACAUCACGGCAUGGGCGUCAACGCUGGAGGCUUUUCUUGGAGCCAGGCAGUUCAAACUGCGUACAAGGCAUUCCGUGCGCCGCCGCUUGGGAAACGCGCUGAACUGGUACACAUACCUCACAGACCACGUACAAGCGGAAAUAAACAGCGUUAUCAACCUUGCGCGAACGAAGAUUCUCACAACAAACUUGUCCUCCGAACAUCGAGGCCCCGAAUCGUCUUCUGAUGCCCAGACAAAAUCCGCCGAUUGCCAGGCGCCUGAGUCGGUAUCGUCGAACCAACCCCCGAGGUCAUCCAAGCAUACGUUCUCGGCCGGCUCCCAUGCGGAGGCAGGGAGGGCAAGCGCCUAUUUACGGUCUCGAUGUCCCUUGUGCUUUGGGGGCACUGGCCAGCACGACAAAUCCGUGGGGUAA
This is a messenger RNA of Punctularia strigosozonata HHB-11173 SS5, 507 nucleotides long. RefSeq lists its product as uncharacterized. NCBI's taxonomy places the organism in Eukaryota, Fungi, Basidiomycota, Agaricomycetes, Corticiales, Punctulariaceae. The record is from RefSeq and is a predicted model, not a curated record. The transcript is spliced from 2 exons. The annotation marks the transcript as partial.